Molecule: messenger RNA, 408 nt
Organism: Entamoeba invadens IP1
Lineage: Eukaryota; Evosea; Mastigamoebida; Endamoebidae
Exons: 1
Coding region: 1-408 (135 amino acids)
Source: RefSeq, a predicted model, not a curated record
AUGUUCUUGGUUGUGUUAACUUUCAUUGCCACUGCACUUAGUAUUGGACCGUGUGAUAAUCUCACAUUAGGGUAUUAUUGUUACGACAAAUCAAUUUUCUUGUAUUGUCCGGGGUCUGAUAAGUUUGUAGAAAGUUGGUGGAGGUGCAAAGGUGGAUCAAUUUGUAAAUGUGGUAAAACGGUGUCGAACCCGUGUGCGUUUGAUUACAGUGAUGUCGAUUUCUGUAACGGAAGAGUGGGUACGUACAUCAAUUCAUCAAUAGUCACACCACCUGAAACAUUUGCUAAUGACAAACUCUACUCAUCACAAGCACAAGAAGUCAAUGAAAGUUCUUCUCUUGGGGUCAUGAAUGAUGGAACUACCAUUGCUUCAGUAUUAUUUGUAUUAGUACUUUAUGUUCUAUUAUAA